Molecule: messenger RNA, 3175 nt
Organism: Corythoichthys intestinalis (scribbled pipefish)
Lineage: Eukaryota; Metazoa; Chordata; Actinopteri; Syngnathiformes; Syngnathidae
Product: zinc finger protein 79-like
Exons: 3
Coding region: 259-1911 (550 amino acids)
Biological process (GO): regulation of transcription by RNA polymerase II
Molecular function (GO): DNA-binding transcription factor activity, RNA polymerase II-specific; RNA polymerase II cis-regulatory region sequence-specific DNA binding
Source: RefSeq, a predicted model, not a curated record
CCUGGUCGGAAAUGAAAAAGACUGUCCAAGGUGGAGCAGUUUUUUCUUUGUGCACGUAAUUUUUUCCCUAGAUUUCAGUAACUUAACUAAAUCGAAGUCUCGACGACGUGUCCAGCAUUAGUCACAUGACGGACUCAAACAUCAGUCUUCAAGUCUCGUCACUCGUUGAAAUGUUGCCGCCUACUUUAGCAGGCAGUAGCCUGGCUAGCUAACCGCUAACAAAGCUGUAAGGCACGUCGUCAAGCUUUCAAAAAUCAAAUGAGAAAUAUGUUCGCAAGGACUACACCGGCUGCAGAAAAGUUCCAGGAGGAACUAAGUGGAGUAAAAGAGGAGCCCCCGCGCCACCAAGACACGACUGUGUGCAAAAUAAUGCAUGCAAAGAUUGUUCUUCGCAGAUUACAAGAUGUCAGUCAAGUGCAUCGUCCUGAACGCCAGGAGUCUGCUCACAUGGAAGAAGAGGAGGGGGAGGAAGAGUCGCCAUACGCCAAGACCGUGAAGGAAGAGUUCAUCCACAUAAAAAAGGAGUAUUUCAUUAGAGUUGAGAACCCCCACAUUGAGGAGCACCAGCAACCUCAACCCCUCGAAAAAGAGGAGGAGGACCAGAUAAAUGUUAAAGUGGAGGUGGUGGACAUCCCCAAUGGGACUGAUGAGACCUUGAAGAGGGAAGCUGGAGGUCCGAGUGAGGCCAGCAGAGGGGCGGAGCCACUGAGUGGCAGCAGUUCAAAAGAAGGAUUCCAAGUAGACAACCUCCUCGCUCGACCAUCAGAGAGUGACGACUUCACAUCACACUCGCUGUUCUGUUUCAAAAAAUAUCUUGGUGCUGAGCCAGAAUCUCCUGGCGUAAAAGAGGAUGUUGAGCGCCCCCAAAUCAAAGAGGAGGAGGAGCCAGAGCCCUGUCAACAGAAGGAGAGAGAAGAGCACCUUCCAAUCAAAAAGGAGGAGGAGGAGCUGCCAUAUGGUAAAGAAGAGGAAGAGCAUAUCACCAGGUUGACUGGUGGGCCCUUGAAGAGUGAAGAAGGUCCGAGUGAGGCCAGCAGAGGGGCGGAGCCUCCAAGCGGGGGGAGUAGCAGCAGCUCAACUGAAGGAUUGCAAGCAGACAUUGACAUUGCUCCAUCAGACAGAGAUGGCGUCACGUCAUACUCGCCUUCCAAUGAUAAUGGUCAUAAGACAUCUCACGGUGACGACAAACUCUGCAAAUGUUCUCCGUGUGGGAAAACCUUUGCUAAUAAGUAUACUUAUCGUACACAUAUGAGGAGCCACAAUGGAGAAAAGCCUUUUGUCUGCUCAGUGUGUGGUCAAAGAUUUAAUCAGAAGGGAUCCUUAGAAAGACACACAAGAACCCACACUGGCGAAAAACCUUUUACCUGCUCAAUUUGUCAUCAAAGAUUCAGGUACAACAGCAACAUGAUACUCCACACAAGAAGCCACACUGGUGAAAAGCCUUUUUCCUGCUCAGUUUGUGGAAAAGGUUUUGUUCAGGCGGGAGACUUGAGAAAACACACAAGAAUCCACACUGGCGAAAAACCUUUUGCCUGCUUAAUUUGUGAUCAAAGAUUCACUCAAAAAAAUAGCUUGAAAAUACACACAAGAACCCACACUGGUGAAAAGCCUUUUUCCUGCUCAGUUUGUGGAAAAGGUUUUGUUCAGGCGGGGGACUUGACAAAACACACAAGAACCCACACUGGUGUAAAACCUUUUUCCUGCUCAGUUUGUGGUCAAAGAUUCACUCAAAAAAAUAGCUUGAAAAUACACACAAGAAUCCACACUGGCCAAAAACCUUUGUCCUGCUCAGUUUGUGGAAAAGGUUUUGUUCUGGCAGGAGAUUUAACAAAACACACAAGAACCCACACUGGCCAAAAGCUUUUUUCUGCUCAGUUUGUGAUCAAAGAUACAUGCACAACAGCAACUUGAUAUUUCACACAAGAACCCACACUGGUGAAAAACCUUUUUCCUGCUCAGUUUGUGGAAAAGGUUUUGUUCAGGCAUUAGACUUAACAAAAAGGGCAACUGAAGAGCUUUUCGGAUUUCGCUCUUGAGUGUUUUACACAGUUGAAUUGUAUUAAAUGUAUCAUUCGCUGUCUCAAAAAGUCACAUUAAAAAAAUAAAAAUAAUAAUUGACCGCGUAGUUUUUGAGUUAUGGCCAUAGCAACACCAUAGCAACGAGGGACGCGCCGCCCUGCCGACCGCUACCUGAUGACAUAACUUCCAGGAAGCCUCGCCACCACUCUGAACACAGAAAUAUAGCACCACGCUAUCCUCGCCGUAUAUUGCAAACAUUUUCUGGGUUUUACUCGCGAGAUUCGUCAUGCCAUUUCGAUGUGUAGCGAUGAAUUGCUCACAGGAAGACUCGAGACUCUGAGUGGUCCAAAAAAACUUUUGCAAAUGUUUGGACCGUUUUUGUGAGCAUGCAUACAGGUCCCCAAUCGGCUCAUUGUUUUCAUCAUUUCAGCGACGACAGCUUUGAAAACCUACAACAAUGCAACGUUGGUUUUACAAAGACGUAAGUAGAGACCCUUAAUGGCUUUUAUGAUUCUAAAAUUUAAUGCACUUCUGUUGAUAAACGAGGGGGACUCCUACUGCCUGUUUGUUGAAGUGUGACAUUUUUUGUUGUUGCUGUUGCCCUUGUCAUAAGGAGAUAGGUUAGGAAUAGGUUACAGUAUUGCCAAAAGUAUUGACUCACACGAUUUAACUCUCAAGUGCCAUUAUAUAUAUACAGUAUAUCCAAUACUGUUCCUGUUUCAAACGACACUUUUCACAGAUAUUUGAAACCGUAGACCCCAAAUUAAAAAAAAAAAAAUCAAAAGUGAUUCUAUAACACAGCCUCACGAGAUGCUUUCAUCAUUGCUGACUUUAGUGAAAUAUUAAUAUUAUUACUUAAUUGCUAAUUGCAGCUUUUGUCCACCUUUCAGACAGAAUAACAUCAUGCAAAUGGGUAGUAGUGGCACAUAUCCUCCUUGGGACCAUGUAUAUUGUAAAAAUGGCUGUGGCUUUUUUUGUUUUUUUAAACUUCUUUACUAAAAUGCAACUGAUUGUGCUCAAUGUGCCAAUAAUAUUGCAUUAAAUUGACUUUAAUGUCAGAAGGCUAUUAGAUAGUAGGGUGUCCUAACUUUUUCCUCAGUUAGAAUAUGUAUUUUCGUUUAUACUUGCUUUAAUUAGUAAAAAAUUAUUUUUUGUU